GUCUGCAGCCUGUGCUACAGGACAAGCGGAGCAGUAAGAAGUUGCAUUCGUUCAGGUCAUCAUACGUGCGCAUUCGUUCCGUUUGAGUUAGGCGCCUGUUAGCUGUAUAAUCGAUCGUGCACACCGGAGAGCACUCUCCCAAACGCCAUCCGUGCGACAUUGCGAGAACGCAUGGCUCGACACGUCGUCGCCGCGGCCCUCUGCUUCGCCGCUGCAUGGGCAUUGCUGCAUAACCAACGCACACGCAACCUACCACUGGCCAUCGCCGCGAAAAAGACGGUCUGGACCUUCGACGAGGCGCGCGACUACGCGCGGUCUUUCGGCUUCGGCUCCAAGGACGAGUACGUCGAGUACCGCUGCCCCGGCGCGUAUGCGCUACCUCGAAACCCGGUCGAGGCGUUUGGUGAGCGCUGGACGUCAUGGGAGGACUACCUCGGGCUUCGUACAGGUGUCGAUGAUGCGGAAGUCGUGACGCGGCCGGGCUUCGAGCAGGUGCUGUUCGUCGAGAUGGGCUGGGGCGCCGACCAGCACGGCCAGAACGCGACCAAGGCGUGCGUCCGCGCGGCUCGGAAUGCUAUCGAGUUUAACAGCAUCCCGUCGAUCCGCGCGGAGCCGGCGUCCUCGACUCGUCGACGCCGUCGCGCGCGUCGCGUCGAUAGCGUCGGGGGGGGGGGACGCCGUCGCCGCGUGUUGCGUCGACGGCGCCACACUGACCAUGCGAACGCAGGCGCGCUCGUGCCCAAUGGCUACGAGGGCAUGAAGCUGGCCGUGGACCUCGCCGUGCCGGAGGCGUACCACGAACAUAUCGACGUCGACGCCGUCGGGGCGGUCUUCCCCUACGGCGCCGUCUCAAUACGACUGCAGCCCGGCGGCGCGGAGUUCUCCUCGGGCAUCGCGAUCCCGGCCAUGGGUGAUAAAGGAGACGCGCUCGUCGUCGCGCUGUGCUGCGUGACCGUGGGCUACUGAUGUCGCCUCGCCAUUGGCUGCGGCGGUCGCGCUCGCACCACGAAAGGAGGCAAGAUGGAUCCGUCGCCCUCGACGCCAUCGCCGUAAUCUGUGUAUGUCUGUCCCCGAA
Molecule: messenger RNA, 1075 nt
Organism: Pelagomonas calceolata
Lineage: Eukaryota; Pelagophyceae; Pelagomonadales; Pelagomonadaceae
Source: the annotation of a GenBank genome assembly